GCUUGUACCUCUUUCUCUCUGCUACAGUGUCCGGAUCUUCAAACAGCAAGCAUGACCGAGAACGAUGUCGAUAACGAGCUGUUGGACUACGAAGAGGACGAAGAGCCACAGGGAGCACCAGAGAGCGCUGCCCCCACCGGCAAGAAGGAGGUGAAGGGUUCUUACGUGUCCAUUCACAGCUCUGGCUUUAGAGACUUCCUGCUUAAACCUGAACUCCUGAGGGCCAUCGUGGACUGUGGAUUUGAACAUCCAUCAGAAGUGCAGCACGAGUGCAUCCCACAGGCCAUCCUGGGCAUGGACAUCUUAUGCCAGGCUAAAUCUGGUAUGGGUAAAACAGCAGUGUUUGUGCUGGCCACCCUGCAGCAGAUAGAGCCAGUCGAUGGACAGGUGUCUGUGCUGGUGAUGUGUCACACCCGUGAGCUGGCCUUCCAGAUCAGUAAAGAGUACGAGCGCUUCUCCAAGUACAUGUCCACGGUUAAAGUAGCUGUGUUUUUCGGCGGCAUGCCCAUAAAGAAAGACGAAGAGGUACUGAAGAAAAAUUGCCCGCACAUCGUGGUCGGCACACCGGGACGCAUCCUCGCCCUCAUUCGCGACAAAUUGCUCAAUCUUAAAAACGUCAAGCACUUUGUCCUCGAUGAGUGUGAUAAGAUGCUUGAGGCGCUAGAUAUGAGGCGUGACGUGCAGGACAUCUUCAGGCUCACCCCUCACGAGAAACAGUGCAUGAUGUUCAGUGCCACCCUCAGCAAAGAAAUCAGGCCAGUCUGUCGCAAAUUCAUGCAGGACCCGAUGGAGGUGUUUGUGGACGAUGAGACCAAGCUGACUCUGCACGGCCUGCAGCAGUACUACUGCAAACUAAAGGACAGUGAAAAGAACCGCAAACUCUUUGACCUGCUCGACGUCCUCGAGUUCAAUCAGGUGGUGAUCUUUGUGAAGUCAGUACAGCGUUGUGUCGCUCUCUCUCAGCUGCUGGUGGAGCAGAAUUUCCCAGCCAUUGCCAUCCACAGAGGCAUGGCCCAGGAGGAGAGGUUGUCUCGUUAUCAGCAGUUUAAGGACUUUCAGAGGAGGAUCCUGGUGGCCACCAAUCUGUUCGGCAGAGGGAUGGACAUUGAGCGGGUCAACAUCGUUUUCAACUACGACAUGCCAGAGGAUUCGGACACUUACCUGCACAGGGUGGCUCGCGCUGGUCGUUUCGGCACUAAAGGUUUGGCCAUCACCUUUGUGUCGGACGAGACGGACGCCAAAACGUUAAACGACGUGCAGGACCGCUUCGAGGUCAACGUGGCAGAGCUACCUGAAGAAAUCGACAUCUCCACUUACAUUGAGCAGUCGAGAUGAGUCCUCGAUCGUGCCAUCGGACCACCAGCCCAGACACACCAGUCAUCACGAUCCGGGUUUUCAUCCUGAUGAUUCACUUCUAGUCUGUGCUGAUAGUUUUAAAGCUCUGCACCUCAACGUUGUUUUUAACUUUUAUUGUCUCUGUUGGGAUGGGAGGGGGGAGAAAGAUGUCAGCUUUUUGUUGCCCAGUCAUCAUUUUGUUUUAAUGGAAUUAAAACCUUUUAUACUGUCA
Trichomycterus rosablanca is the source of this 1567-nucleotide messenger RNA. It is a transcript of the gene ddx39ab, whose product is annotated as DEAD (Asp-Glu-Ala-Asp) box polypeptide 39Ab. Gene Ontology annotation, biological process: mRNA export from nucleus; mRNA splicing, via spliceosome. The coding region runs from base 52 to 1335 and encodes 427 amino acids. Lineage: Eukaryota; Metazoa; Chordata; Actinopteri; Siluriformes; Trichomycteridae. The record is from RefSeq and is a predicted model, not a curated record. The transcript is spliced from 10 exons. Gene Ontology annotation, molecular function: ATP binding; RNA helicase activity; RNA binding.